UGACAGUCUUCCUGAGAAGUAAUCAUCUCAUUUGAACUUUUCUGAGCCCAGUAUAUCACAGGGAUAGGUAUUUAAUAGAGGCUCGAUGGAACCGUCAAACCCUACUCAGCCCAGGAUCCUCCCUCGUGUGAGCUUGGAUAGUGGAAACGGCUUUAAUUAUACGUACUUCUCUCCAGACGAUGACAUCGGCUAUCUCACCGGCGAUGGUGCUCCUGGCCCUAUCCUGGCAUUGAACAAUAUAUCAAACAUUACGUCCCCGACGACCGCGCUCACCAGGAGUAAUUUAACUCAGAGACAAAGGUAUGAACGGCGAGGCCACACGAAGAGUCGACGUGGGUGUUACAACUGCAAGAGGCGACGCAUCAAGUGUCAAGAAACACGUCCUGCCUGCGCGCAUUGUACAAAGACGGGACUGAAGUGUGAAUAUCCAGCAGUACCACAAGUCAUACACCAACCACAGAAUCAGGUCCCGCUAUUCAGUCUACAAGAUAUGCGGUUCUUCCAGCAUUUCUUGCAGACGUGCGUUCCCCAUCAACCCAUAGGGAACGAAGCCAUAUGGACUCAUGAGAUUCCAUGUUUAUCGCAGAAUUACGAGUAUCUCAUGCACGCGAUAUUGGGCUUCGCGGCGUCGAAUCUCAUGUCGCAAGAUCCUAGCCUAGUCACCUUCGCCAUGUCGCAUCGGCUGAAGGCAAUUAGAGCGAUUAAGAAGACGCUGAGCGAAGUCCCGAAAUCGAAUACUUUUGAAGAAGGGAACGCCCUUAUAGCAACCUGCUUCGCGCUAACCUUCCAAUCCGUGGUCCUCGAGGACGGCAUGGCCGAAUUCAUGACCUUCUGCCGCGGAAUAAUCCUAGUCGCGAUCCAGAUGUUUACGCGCAACACCAAAUUCCUCUUCCGCAAUCUUCUCGACAACGAGUCCGCCGCGCUCCUGCGCCCCUUCAUAGAAGCGCUGCCCCCUAUCCGCCGGGACUGGGUCGACAUGGCCGUCUCCAGCGUCCGGGGCUUGGAGCCCUUGUGCGAGCACGAGGAGGUAGAAGCCGAGUACUACCGCCUGCUCCUGGACAUGGCCUCGGCCCUGAGCGACUCGGCCUUCCGCGCCUACGAGCUCCUAUCCAAGCACUACGGAUGGUGGAUGCAGCUGCCGCACGCGCAGUUCCAGCGCCUCGUCGACCCGGAGAACCAGACGUGCACGCUGCUAGCCGCGCACUGGAUCGCCAUCAAGCAGAUCAUGGUCCCCAUCACCGAGACCGAGUACCGGCUAGGCGCACGCGAGCCGCGGCACCAGAAUCACGACCAGGAAGGAGAUAGCAGCAGCAGCAGCAACAAGGACAACGGCAGCAUGAACCUAGGCAUGGUCCGCUGGCUCAGGUAUCUCAACCGCCAGGUCGACGCCGAACACCGGCGCUACAACGACUGGCCCGUGUGGGUCGAGGAGCAGCUCGACAGGGACCCGACCUUCUUCGGGAGGACGCUGUCUUGAAUUCCAGCGGCCUUAUCCAUACUACAAUCCACUAACUACGUGAUCGUGAUCUUCACACAUACCUAUAACAGACAAGCGGUGGGGCGUAAAGAGGAGCAAUUCAUCGCAUCGGCUUACUUGCUUACCCGACCCUAGAAAGACGACGAUAGAUACCUACAUAGCAUCACGACAUCAACCACGUGUGUUUUUUAGGCAGGCAGGCAAAAAGCCAACCCACGCACUUCGUACGAUAACGCCGGCGAUUAGCUCCUUGGCUUCUUCGCCUGACACUUACGGGCCGUCCCUUGAUAGACCGAAGGAGCGGCUAGGAUCCGGCAUUAGACCGGGAGUGCAUUCUGGGAUAUUAAGCCGCCGGCGGCGGUAGUGGUAUGCAAGGACCUAUUUGCAAUAUGUAUGCACCUUAGCUAGCCUCUUAGAUACCUACAUUAGGUAUGCAUGAUAAGAAUCAAGCUCAGGCUUAGACUCCUCUUCUUACCGGUAAUAUAUCUCUACCUAUC
Molecule: messenger RNA, 1974 nt
Organism: Daldinia vernicosa
Lineage: Eukaryota; Fungi; Ascomycota; Sordariomycetes; Xylariales; Hypoxylaceae
Exons: 5
Coding region: 86-1477 (463 amino acids)
Biological process (GO): regulation of transcription by RNA polymerase II
Molecular function (GO): DNA-binding transcription activator activity, RNA polymerase II-specific; zinc ion binding
Source: RefSeq, a predicted model, not a curated record